AUGGCUGCCUCCACUGUAGUGGCAUUGCUUGCCGCGGCGCCGCUUUUGCCCGUCAUUUUCCUGUUGCUUACUCGAUUGGCCCUGCGCGCGUUAGGCUGGUUUCUGCAAGGGAAAACCAGGGAGAGGAAGGCGGCAAUCAUUGCAAAGAUCCAGCGAGACAGAGCUGCGGUACAGGAGAGGCAACAGGUUCCCCAAGAAGUCGAAGAGGGAUGGGAGAGCAUCGAGAACGUGGGCACUGCUGAAAACGGGGAGUCUCUGCAGGAUGACUGGACCGGGGUGGUCGGCUUCUUCCACCCAUUCUGCAAUGCUGGAGGGGGUGGUGAAAGAGUGCUGUGGGCCGCAAUCGCGGCGACUCAGAAGCGCUGGCCUCGUGCUAUCUGUGCUGUCUAUACCGGCGACCACGAUAUUGACCGGGGCGUCGUGGUAGCUACGGUGAAGGAUCGCUUUGGGAUUGCCCUUCAAGAACAUUCUUUGGUCUUUUUAUAUCUAUCUAGACGCCACUUCGUUCUCGCCAGUACCUAUCCGCACUUUACGUUGCUGGGACAGUCUCUGGGUUCUCUGAUCCUGGCUUACGAUGCCUUUCAGCUCAUGGUGCCCGACAUUUUCAUCGACACCAUGGGCUAUGCGUUUGCUGUGGCGUUCUGCAAGUCUCUGUUUCCAAGAGUACCUACCGCAGCGUAUGUGCACUAUCCAACCAUUUCGACCGAUAUGCUCGAAAGUCUCGACGACACAACCGGUCAGCGUGGUAUUCAUUCUGGCGCAGGCACAGGCUGGAAGGGAAAGGCAAAGAGGUACUACUGGACCGCCUUUGCAUGGCUUUAUGGCUGGGUGGGAAGUCAAAUCGAUGUGGUUAUGUGCAAUUCAACGUGGACCCAAGGACAUAUUCGGCAGCUUUGGAAACCCAGGAAUGUGUCUCCUCCUUCUACCUUUGCCGCCGUGGUAUAUCCCCCUUGUCCUGUGGAAGAGCUUGAGUCUAAAAUCCAGGUCACUGAGGAGAGUGAGAAACAACGGGAAGACAUUGUUCUCUAUAUUGCACAGUUCCGGCCUGAAAAGAACCAUUCCCUCAUCCUCCGGGCAUUUGCCCAAUACUAUCAUGCGGCAAAGAACAAACCGAGGCUUGUCCUGAUUGGUUCGGUCAGAAGCAAUACUCCGGAUGAGAAGCACAUUUACAAUCUGCGCCUGGAGGCUCGUGAACUGAAGGUCAAGGAUACCACCACCUUCAUCUGCGACGCCCCUUUCUCAGUCAUUCUAGACUAUCUCCGGAAGUCGAGUAUCACGACGAACGGCAUGUACUCGGAGCACUUUGGAAUUGGCAAUGUGGAGGGGUUGGCAGCGGGACUCAUCCCGGUCGUACACAACAGUGGCGGCCCGAAACUAGACAUCGUCAUUCCAUACGAAGGUCAGCCUACUGGCUUCCAUGCCGAAUCCGAGGAGGAAUUUGCCGCUGCCUUUCAGCGCGUCGCCUCCCUAGAGCCACAGGAACGGCUCGCCAUGCGAUUGAGAGGGCGGAAAAGCGCAAGACGGUUCACCGAGGCAGCCUUCGCCCAAAGAUGGACUGAGGAGAUGGAAAAGCUUGUCAGGAUGCAGGCUUCUUGA
Messenger RNA from Capronia epimyces CBS 606.96, 1596 nucleotides. Its product is annotated as alpha-1,2-mannosyltransferase. Gene Ontology annotation, biological process: protein N-linked glycosylation. Gene Ontology annotation, cellular component: endoplasmic reticulum membrane. Lineage: Eukaryota; Fungi; Ascomycota; Eurotiomycetes; Chaetothyriales; Herpotrichiellaceae. The transcript has 2 exons. Gene Ontology annotation, molecular function: GDP-Man:Man(3)GlcNAc(2)-PP-Dol alpha-1,2-mannosyltransferase activity. The record is from RefSeq and is a predicted model, not a curated record. Bases 1 to 1596 code for a protein of 531 amino acids.